UGCUUUCUAAAUCUUAGGUUGUUCAUUUUACAUUAUUUUUAGUUUCAUUAGACAUACUGUACUUUAUUUUCUGGGCUUCCCCUGUGGCAUUAACAGUCAGGGAAUGUAAACUAACAUCAACAGAUCAUAAACUGUCAGUAAAAGUAAUACUUAAUCAUUAAUACUAUUCCAGAGGUUCCAAAAGGACAAGAAGUUUGCAAUCUAUAGGAUCUUGGGAGAUAAUAAAUGGUAGUGUGUGAAUUCUGACUCAGAACCGUGAGACAACUAAAUUCAUGGGAUUUCAACACAAGCUGUCUGAGGUAACCACAGCCUACUCAGGGUGUCUUCUACGGGUGUGUUGUCACGGUGGACGCUGGAGCCCGAAAGGUGCCACAAUAAACCCGCUUGCCCAUUAGCCAUUUAUAAAACAAACCAAGGUUUCUUCCGCUUCCGGCAGUCAGGCGCCCAGCCCUCCAAUUCUCUGUUAACAAAGGGCAAGUUCCUCGGAACACCAGCCCAUAGACUUGAAGUCAGUUUGGGACCGUGGAUCUACUGCUUUUCUGGGAGACGAAGCAAGCGGGACCAACAUUAAGAACAACACUUCUCAAGAGUCUUCAGUUUUCCCGGACGCCAGGGCACUUCACCUGCAGCGCUUCAUUGAUCUCGCGAGACGAUGGGUCCUCGGAAGGUACAAACUUCCCCCUUUGCUACUGCCGAGACUUUGCUGUCAGGUUAAAUUCCAGAGUACGGAAGUAGCGGAAGUGGUGCCGCCUCUAAUUUUUCGGAGGACAACCGCCCUUCUGCACGGAAAGCUAGGCCUCCGACCGCAAUGGAAGGGCAGCAGGGGCAACAAAGCCACGCGACCCUAACACUCGCCCACGAUUAUUUCAAGAAGUGUGAAUACGUGGAAGCAGAGGCGCUCUACUCCGCUUAUAUUCGCCAGUGCGUCUGUGCAACCUCGGCGGGAGCGGCGUUCGGGAGCCCUGAGGAUUUGGCUAUUGCAUAUAACAACAGGGGGCAAAUCAAGUACUUCAGAGUUGAUUUUUAUGAAGCCAUGGAUGACUACGCAUCUGCCAUAGAAGUCCAACCCAAUUUUGAAGUUCCAUAUUACAACAGAGGGUUGAUAUUGUAUAGGCUGGGAUACUUUGAUGAUGCUUUGGAAGAGUUCAAGAAGGUAUUAGACUUAAAUCCUGGAUUUCAAGAUGCUACUUUGAGCCUAAAACAGACUAUUCUAGACAAAGAAGAAAAACAAAGAAGACAUUAUUGAAAAAAAUUAUUGGAAGUUUUAACUUAUUUUUUGAAAUAUUAACUAAUCGUCCUUACACCUGGCAUCUCAUUGCAUCUAAUUUCAAGGAGGUAUUGAGCUGUUUUGAUUUAUGUUUAAGAUAAAGAGACUGUAGUUAAUUUCAGAUUGAGUAACUAUGUAGAAUAUGUGUGCCUGUUAUAAAGUGUAAAUAAGUAAUAUCAGUGUAUAAUUGUAUACUCUUAUAGUAAAAUUCUUAAAGAAAUGUAUGGCAUUUUCUUCAGUGAAACUUUUUUUUUUUUGCCAUUUUUUAUUCCCAACUUUCAUUUAAAGAAUUUUACAUCUGCAGAAAAGUUGAAGCAUACUAGAAUGAAACACCUAUAAACACUUGACUUAGAUUCACCAGUUGUUAACAUUGUACCACAUUUACUUUCUCUAUAUUUAAAUAUGUAACUUGUUACUGAACCAUUUGAAAGUAAGUUGCAGAUAACACAAUUCUUUACCCCUAAAUAUUUCAGCUAGCAUUUUCUAAGAAUAGAGACACCCUCCUUUAUAGCCACAGUACCAUUAUAAUACCUAAUAAAAUUAUUGAUUCCAUAAUAUCAUCCAUACUCAGCCCAUAUUUGAAUUUACCCUGUUGUUUCCAAAAUGUCUUGCUUAAAUUUUUAUUUCUGGAUUUGGAGUCAGUCAAGUUACAUUGCAUUUCAUUGUUACGUCUGUUUGAGUUCUUUUAAUCUAAGAAAGUCCCCUGCUCAUUUUCUUCCCAUGGCAUUUGCUUUGAGAGCAAAGCUAUUUCAUAGAGGUAAGCUAGGGAGACAUAACAUUUGGGCCUAAAAGUAAACACAUGUCCUAGAUGAGAGGACUUAGAAAGAAUUCAGCUUCUUGAUUUUGUCUAGAAAUCACUGAUAAGAUAGCUUAAGAUUUCAAUACUGAACACAGUUUCUUUCUCUGGAUAAUGACAAUAAGGAUUGUUGUCAUCAACAUUUAGUUGAUGGCACAGUAACUUCUGUGGCCCAAGAAGCAAUCACCAUCAUCAGCCUUCAAAGUUAUUUUCUGUGUUUUAGUGAUCUCAUGAAGCAGAAGAAAUAAUCUCCCAGUUUGUAGUUCAUAAAUAAUAUCUGGCAACAUGCAGGAAGAAUUUGGGCUGCAGGUGAAUGAAUAUUAAAAGGUAAUGAAGUUUGAAAGGAAACUCAAAGUCUCUGUGUUUCUGGAACUAUUCACAUUUUCCAAGAUGACUUAUCUUUGUUGGAAAUGUCUUUAAAAGAAUUUAUAAAGUUGCAUUAAAAUGUAGAAAAAUCUCCCUUAAGAAAAAUUGUAUUUAAAAAACCAGGUCCCACGACCUUGAGAAAGCUUAAAGACGUCCUACCCAGAAUAUCAAACACUUAAAAUAAGCUUCAAUAACUUUAUUUUCUCUUGGCUCAUAUUCUCUUCCUUACUCUUGACUGGGAUCAGAUGUAAUAUGAAAGAAAAACUUGUUAAAAA
Manis javanica (Malayan pangolin) is the source of this 2704-nucleotide messenger RNA. It is a transcript of the gene TTC32, whose product is annotated as tetratricopeptide repeat domain 32. Gene Ontology annotation, molecular function: protein binding. NCBI's taxonomy places the organism in Eukaryota, Metazoa, Chordata, Mammalia, Pholidota, Manidae. The record is from RefSeq and is a predicted model, not a curated record.